AUGCCAAAACCGAUAACGAUUACCUACACCCUUUAUCCUUCCAUCACCUCCAACACGGGUAACAACAAUUACCUCCAACAGAUCCAUAAUCUCGCUAUAGAAGGUAUAAAACGACACCUACCGCUUAGGAACCUACAUUGGAAAUCUUCCACUCGAACUUCACUUAGAACUAUACAAGAGGUGGAUAUACAGCUAUGCGAGUUGAGUGAAGUCAGCAGUUCACUCGUUGGCGCUGGAGGAGCAGGGGGAAGUAGUGUAUUAGAUAGUCCGUUGGUUAAUCUUUGUUUGGUAGUAUGUGAGGACGCAGAAGUGUACAAGAACCAAACUCGCUCAUUCAUCCGUGAUUGGCUUUCACUCCUGGCAGCAAGACGUGCACCUCACGCACCAUUGAUCGUACUGAUAAAUCCACCGAAUCCAUCUGGACAAUCAGCCUCGAGUAGUGGGAAGAGCGUAUGGGGCAAAGAUAAAGGUGUUCUGGGGAAGCUGAAAACGGAUUUCAAUGUUGGGAAGAGAGAUAGAUGCGUCCAGCUCAACCUUCCUCCACCAGGUACACACGAUCCAGCAGCAUGGCCAGAACUUAUCAACAAGAUCAAAGAAUCUCUGGUAUCGGCUUUCGACUCUGCUAUCAUAGAGCGUGAGGAGGAAGUGAAAAGAGGUGAGAGUCAGCGGUUGAACGUCGGGUGGAAUUUCUGUACUUGGUUCUUGUUGAAGGAAUCACUAGCCAACUCAUUCGAAUCCGUUAAUCUCCCUGAAGAUUCUCUGAUAAUAUACGAAGAGCUCGAAGCGUCCUUCUUCCAAGUCCUCAAAGAACAGAACCUGAACUGGUACGGUCUAUCUAAACUUGGCGGUACUCACCCAGGCGACGACUCCCUACCUAUCUUAGAUACCACUUCGAAACCUUAUAGAGAGCUCAUAAGGAAUAGUCAAAUUAGUAUAUUUGAUUUUAGAAUUUAUCUAUUUGCGAGACAAGGGCAAUUGUUAGGUAAAUUAGGGAGGAUAACGGAAGUUGCGAAAAGAGGACAGUGGUUCGUUGCUAGUUUGACUAGAAGGUUGAGAGAAGCCGAGGACUCCCUUGCUGAACAUUUCAUCGAAUCAUGGACAUAUACCGCAUGUAUGGACAUAGUAUCAAAAUGCGACACUUGGUCAAGGAUAGAUAGACCCAAUGGCGAUUACUCAGGCCUGGUAGCGUACGAAUCAGCUAGAUCAGAAUUGUUGGAUAUUGCUCGUAUACAAGUCGAGCGAAUAGGCGUUUCAUCGGGACACUUACCGCCCAUAUAUCCUUUCAAACCCGGUUCAUCGCCCUAUGGCAAUCUCGCGGAAGAAGAAAGUGUCUUGUUCGAAUCUUCUUCUAAUGGAAUAUCAGAUGAUGAAGAAUUGCAACAUACACCUAUCACCUCGACACAUCCUACAUCCGAAGAAAGACCGGUCUUGUCCAACGAACAGCUCAUAGACGCUCAAAGGGAUAAAGAUAAUUGUAGAUCGUUAUAUUUAGGAUUGACAAAUAAGACUAUAAAAGCUUAUCAAUCUUGUGGGAAAGUCAAUUCGGUUAUUAGGUUGAAAGCCGAUUUGGCGGCCUUGGCUUUAUACACCGAACAGUGGGUUGAAGCCUACGACCUCUCACGAGAACUAGCCAAAUAUUGCGCGGAGAUCUUAACUUGGGAUCCAAUAUCAAAAUUCGCUUUGGAGUGUGCUCUACAAGCUCAUAGAGAAUUAGGUAGAGAGAAAGAUGAAGAUUGGGAGAAUCUCGCUUUGGCUUAUCUCAGAGUGUGUGCUUUGGUAGAUACUACCUCGUUGAGGGAGGAGGGAGAAAAGGAUGGUAAUUAUGCAGAGUUAGGGGAUGCUGUAAUUGGGUUGAAGGAAUCUGAAAAUGAACAAGAAGUGGAAGGUCAUAAAGCUUUCAUGGUCAGGUUGAUGUCUGAUGAAGCGAAUCAUGAGGAAGGGGAUGAUCAGUCCUCCUUGAAGGCAGAGGUCACCAGUGUACUACCUAUACCAGUGCAAGUCGACAGUAGCUCAUUUGAUCUUACAGAUACUCACGGAGAGGUGAUCACCUUCUCAAGUGAUGGUCAGACCCUUCAGCCAGGAUCAAAUAUCAUCAAAGCAUUUUGCUCGACAUCAACUCAAGGUUUGUAUACUUUACAGACCUCUACCAUAGUUAUUGGUUCAAUUAGCUUUAUAUAUAACAAAUACGAAGAAGGGUCUCUACUGAAAGUCAAGCGGAAUGCUCAAGGUGUGGAAGCUAAAUUGAGAAUGCCAUAUGCUAUCAAACUCGAUGAGGAUCCCAGGGUAGUGGUGGAAGUAAAAGCAGGCAUGGUGGAAAUGAAGAAUGUCAGAGUUGGAUUAAGAUCAUUGAUCGGAGAAGUCACGUAUCUUCUACAUCAUGCUGAAUAUGGAGGCAAGGAUCUCUCGUUAGACGGCACUGGCCUUAUUGAAAUAGGCGAUAUCAGCGCUGAAGAAGAUGUGGAAAUAACCAUUCCGUAUGCCGGAAUACCACAAGGGGAAUAUGCCAAGGCUCAAAUCAUCAUACAAUAUGAUACUUCGUCAGGUUCGAGAGAAUGGAUAGACAAUCAAGUGGUUUUCAUGGGAUUGCCAUUGACCGUGAAUGUGCAAGAUUUCUUCAGACCCGAUUGCCUCUUGUCUCAUUUCACGAUCGCUUCUGAUGGCAGAGAGUAUCUUCGUAUAGCUUCUGUAAAGCUAACUCCACCUGAGGAAGCGGGAUACGAGGUUCAGGCUGGUCGGGAAGAUUGGAAGGAGAGUGUGACCAUUACGUCCAAUCAACCACUUUCAUGCCUAUUCAAAGUGAAACAAAAAGAGAAACACGAUGAUGGAGCGGUGUUAAGGUUGAAGAUACGCUAUCGAAGUUUAGAAGAAGAAGUCCGCCAGGACAUUGAGAAUGCUUUUGCGAAAUUACCAUCGAACUCCCGCGAUACCUUAAGAGUAUUGACAAGUGAAUGGGCAAAUGACAGAGGAAAGUGGCUGAAACCGUAUCUUCUGGGUACGUCGCUAGCUGAGACGUUGGCGGAAAUGUUGAAGUCGAGGCAGGUCGAAGGGCUUGAAGAGUUCCUGGAGGCUAUAUCAAGUCACGAAGAGCAAGUAGUAUGGCGGACAUUAGAAAUCCCAGUUGACGUACCUCAACAUCGUCUAUUAACGACCGUACGAAUGACUCCCUCAAAAUCGUUGAAUCAGAUAUACGAAGGUCGUGCAAUCAACAUUAAACUGUCUUUAUCAACUUCAUUCACUUGGUCUGGGUAUCAUGACAAAGAUGAUAAGAGAUUGGUAUUUGAUAUUCAGAACAACGAAGAUUGGUUGGUUGUAGGCAAGAAGAAGGGAUAUUACUUGGCUGAUCCUGAUACACCUGAGGAACAAGAGAUAAUUCUCAUACCCAUGAGAUCAGGUAAAUUGUUCUUACCAACGGUCACUAUCCAACUUCUAUCGAACCCCACAAAUGCACCAUAUCAAGGUCAAGCGAAAUCACAGAUGGACAAUGACGAAUUGCUAUGUGAGACAUAUUUCGAAAAUGCCGCGGAAUAUAUGAUGGUCUUACCUGCUAAGAAGGAGAUGAAUUGUUUUGUACCUAUUCCGAUUAAUGGAGAAGCCUGGGAAGGUGAAAGGGUUUAG
Kwoniella mangroviensis CBS 8507 is the source of this 3615-nucleotide messenger RNA. RefSeq lists its product as uncharacterized. The transcript has 20 exons. Gene Ontology annotation, biological process: intra-Golgi vesicle-mediated transport; early endosome to Golgi transport. Gene Ontology annotation, cellular component: TRAPPII protein complex. The record is from RefSeq and is a predicted model, not a curated record. NCBI's taxonomy places the organism in Eukaryota, Fungi, Basidiomycota, Tremellomycetes, Tremellales, Cryptococcaceae. The coding region runs from base 1 to 3615 and encodes 1204 amino acids.